UGAACAGCUGUUCUUGUCCACCUUUAACAGCCGGUCCGCAAGAGAGGGUGGGGCCAUAUAACAUGCACAGGUAUUUGUUAAACAUUUCGUACAUCGGCACGACAUUUCGUGGUAUCCAGAAGACGGUUAACAAGGCUGAGCAGCCGCGCCUUGACACUCAGUCCAUUCAAGGCUGCCUGGAGCUGGCGCUGCGCGUGUUUCACCCCGUGAACGAGAUUCAGACCGUGCUCUCCAGUCGCGUUCACACUAUUUUUAGCACAGACGCGGGUGUACACGCACUGCACUCUACGGUGCACGUGGAUCUGGAGCGCCCUAAUGGCCAGCCCUACGACACAACAACGUUGACCGGGGUGCUCAACCGGACCCUCGACAAGCAGCGUCUUCCCAUCCGCGUUCUUAGCAGCCAGCUGGUGGCGGACACCUUUCACUGCCGCUACCACGCCACCGGACGCACCUACCUGUACCGCUUUGCCGUAAAUAAGCAUCCGCCCUCCGAAGAGGACAACUUUCGCAACAAGGCCUACGAGGCUUUCGUACCCGUGGAGGAAAUUGAUCGUUGCUAUUUUUUGCAGUCCCCGAGCUUUGACAUAGAUCGGGUCCGAGCUGCGUCACAAUUGUUCGUUGGGGUCCACGACUUUCGCACUUUCAUGAGCAUCAGCCGCCAGAAAAACCUUAGCCGUGAUCACCCCAUGUUCACAGUGCGCAAGAUCGACAAGAUCAGUAUUCGUCCUGGUGGUGCUGUUGCUGUGGCCCCAAACGCCGCUCUGGCCGCUGCUACAUACAAUUAUUGGGACAUCGAGAUCAAAGCUAAGUCCUUUCUGUACAAGCAAGUGAGGCGCAUCGUCGGAGCGCUGAUCGCUCUGGGAAGCGGUCGAAUCGACGAGAGGUGCAUUUACCAGAUGCUCACCAUUCCCUCAAAGAAUUCGUGGGACCAUCGGGUACUCCUGGCGCCGGCUUGCGGACUUUAUUUGUGCCGAGUGCACUACCGAAACAACUAA
Molecule: messenger RNA, 998 nt
Organism: Drosophila ficusphila
Lineage: Eukaryota; Metazoa; Arthropoda; Insecta; Diptera; Drosophilidae
Product: tRNA pseudouridine synthase-like 1
Exons: 4
Coding region: 63-998 (311 amino acids)
Biological process (GO): tRNA pseudouridine synthesis
Molecular function (GO): pseudouridine synthase activity; RNA binding
Source: RefSeq, a predicted model, not a curated record